Messenger RNA from Fonsecaea erecta, 1752 nucleotides. RefSeq lists its product as hypothetical. The transcript is spliced from 3 exons. The record is from RefSeq and is a predicted model, not a curated record. NCBI's taxonomy places the organism in Eukaryota, Fungi, Ascomycota, Eurotiomycetes, Chaetothyriales, Herpotrichiellaceae. The coding region runs from base 1 to 1752 and encodes 583 amino acids. Gene Ontology annotation, molecular function: Hsp90 protein binding.
AUGGCCGAUGCUCUGAAGGCCGAGGGCAACAAGGCCUUUGCGGCCAAAGACUUUCAGACUGCCGUUGACAAAUUCUCUCAAGCUAUUGAACUCGAUCCCACAAACCAUGUCCUUUACUCCAACCGCUCCGGUGCAUAUGCCUCCCUCAAAGAAUACCAGAAAGCCCUCGACGAUGCGAACAAGACCACAGAACUUAAGCCCGACUGGGCAAAAGGCUGGGGUCGGAAAGGAGCCGCUCAGCACGGUCUUGGUGACCUCGUCGGGGCAAAAGAUGCUUUCGAAGAAGCCCUCAAGCUCGAACCUUCAAACACGCAGGCCCGGCAAGGCCUCGAUGCUGUCAACAGAGCCAUCGAGGCAGAGGCACGUGCAGACGGUGCUGAUUUGGGUGGUCUGGGAAACAUAUUCAAUGACCCUCAACUCAUCCAGAAGCUCGCGAGUAACCCAAAAACGUCGAAAUACCUCGCGGAUCCCCAAUUCAUGGCCAAGCUGCAGCGACUGGCCAAGAACCCUCAAGAGAUGGGCCAGGAACUCGCCGAUCCAAGGUUUCUCGAGGUCAUGGGUGUGAUGCUGGGCAUCGAUAUGCAGAUGGGUAUGCCGCCGGAAGGUGGCCCCUCUGGUGCGCAGAGAGCCACGGAAGAGGCAGAAGAUGUCCCCAUGCCAGAUGCUCGACCUCAAUCCAAUCCUCCGCCGCAAGCCGAAAAAAAGGCACCGGAACCUGAACCUGAACCUGAACCGGAAGACGAAGAGGCCAUCGCAGCCAAGAAGGCCAAAGAAGAAGCCGAAAACGAAAAGAAACUGGGGACAGAAAGCUACAAGAAGCGAAAAUUCGACGAAGCUAUUGAGCACUACUCAAAAGCCUGGGACCUGCACAAGGAUAUCACUUAUCUGACCAACCUCGGCGCCGCCAAAUUCGAAAAGGGCGACUAUCAAGGAUGCAUUGAGGCCUGUGAGAAGGCCGUUGAGGAAGGCCGCGCCAUGCUCGCCGACUUCAAGAUCAUUGCCAAAGCCUUCGGGCGUAUUGGGUCUGCAUAUGAGAAAAUGGGUGACUUACCCAAAGCCCUCAUCAAUUAUCAAAAAUCUCUCACCGAGCAUCGCACACCAGACAUCUUGGCGAAGUUUAAGGCCGCCGAAAAGGCUCAGAUCAAAGCUGAAAGAGAUGCAUACGUCGACCCAGAAAAGGCAGAAGAAGCCCGCCUGCUGGGAGCCGAGAAAUUCAAGAACGGAGACUGGCCAGGCGCCGUGGAAGCCUAUACCGAACUCACCAAAAGAGCGCCGGACGACCCACGAGGCUACUCCAACCGGGCGGCUGCACUUAUCAAGCUCCUUGCCUUCCCAACUGCCAUUCAGGACUGUGAUGAGGCCAUCAAGCGCGACCCUAAAUUCAUUAAAGCCUAUCUCCGGAAAGCACAGGCAUUGUUUGGUAUGAAGGAAUACAAUAAGUGCCUGGAUGUAUGUCAGGAGGCCGCGGAGCAUGAUGAAGGCGGCAAGAACGCCAGAGAGAUUGAGCAGCAGCAGGCCAAGGCCCUGGAAGCAAUGUACGCUGCUCGCCAAGGGGAGACGGAAGAAGAAACAAGUGCGAGGAUUCAGAAGGAUCCCGAAAUAAUGCAAAUCCUUUCCGACCCUGUCAUGCAAUCUAUCUUGCAACAAGCCAAGUCCGACCCGGCGGCGCUAAACGAACACAUGAAGAACCCUGGCAUUCGGUCCAAGGUCCAAAAGUUGAUCGCUGCAGGUGUCAUCCGCAUGGGACGGUAG